Salvelinus fontinalis (brook trout) is the source of this 3021-nucleotide messenger RNA. Its product is annotated as opsin-3-like. NCBI's taxonomy places the organism in Eukaryota, Metazoa, Chordata, Actinopteri, Salmoniformes, Salmonidae. The record is from RefSeq and is a predicted model, not a curated record. The transcript has 4 exons. Gene Ontology annotation, cellular component: photoreceptor outer segment; membrane. Gene Ontology annotation, molecular function: G protein-coupled receptor activity. Bases 292 to 1452 code for a protein of 386 amino acids. Gene Ontology annotation, biological process: G protein-coupled receptor signaling pathway; visual perception.
GUACUGCGUGCGUCAUUGCGGGUAAGCUAACUUUACCAGUCAGGAAGUACAGUAGGUCUACAGUGGCUGUCAACUAAUUAACGUGACGGAUGACGACUGCGGGAGAUCUAACUGCUUGAGAAAUACAUUUGAGAUAGCCAACCAUCCUCAGGAGAACAGCCCUAAUUUCUCCAAUGAGAUGUCGCAGGUUUAACUCGUUUAGAUCAGCAUCAGUAAUCCAACUGCGGCGCGGAUCUUCCCUCCUCACCACACUAGACAGGUCAAGGCGCGCAGCACAAUGUUAUUCAAGCAAUGAAUCCUGCGAAUUUCACUAGAACUGGAAGGAAUACAGAAGAAUAUAUAUUUGCGGUUGGUACUUACAAACUCCUUGCCUUUGCUAUCGGAACAAUUGGACUCUUCGGAUUUUGCAACAAUAUUAUUGUCAUCAUGCUGUACUACAGAUUCAAGAGACUCCGGACGCCCACAAAUUUGUUAAUAGUAAACAUAAGUAUAAGUGACUUGUUGGUGUCUGUCAUUGGAAUUAACUUUACGUUUGUUUCGUGCAUCAAAGGCGGAUGGGACUGGAACGCGGCAACAUGCGUCUGGGACGGAUUCAGCAACAGCUUAUUCGGCAUCGUGUCCAUCAUGAGUCUCUCAGCUCUGGCCUACGAGCGCUACAUCCGGGUGGUCUAUGCUCAGGUGGUGGACUUCCCCUGGGCCUGGAGGUGCAUCACCCACAUCUGGCUCUACUCCCUGGCCUGGACAGGGGCCCCUCUCCUGGGUUGGAACCGCUACACUCUGGAGAUCCACCAGUUAGGCUGCUCCCUGGACUGGACAUCCAAGGACCCUAUCGACGCCUCCUUCAUUCUCCUCUUUCUCCUGGCCUGCUUCUUUGUCCCUGUGGGCAUUAUGAUUUACUGCUAUAUGAACAUUCUCUACACGGUGCGAAUGCUCCGCUCCAUCCAGGACCUUCAGACAGUGCAGAUCAUUAAGAUCCUGCGCUAUGAGAAGAAGGUGGCUGUCAUGUUCUUGCUGAUGAUUUCCUGUUUCCUGGUGUGCUGGACACCAUAUGCCGUGGUGUCCAUGAUGGAAGCCUUUGGCAGGAAGAGCAUGGUCACCCCCGCCAUCGCCAUCAUCCCCUCCUUCUUCGCUAAAUCCAGCACGACCUAUAACCCUCUCAUCUACAUGACCAUGAGCAGAAAGUUCCGGCGCUGCUUGCUGCAGCUGCUGUGCUCCCAGCUCUCGUGGAUUCAGAGCAGCAUCAAGGACCGCCCCCUGGCCCGGAGCAUCGAGCGGCCUAUUCGCCCAAUCGUCAUGUCCCACCGAAGAGGCGGGGAACGACCAAAGAAGAGGGUGACCUUCAGCUCCUCCUCCAUUGUCUUCAUCAUCGCCAGCAAUGACGUGCACCACCUGGACACCACCUCCAAGAGCGGCGGUAUGUCGUCAGAGGGCAUCCAGGUGCGGCCGCUGUGACCGAGCAUUAUGGGUACUGUAGUACAUCGUGCUACGCCCAUGUCACCAUGGGAACUGACUAAUCACCUCAUAUCACCUGUUCCUCUGUAAACCUCAGAACUUAUUCUCAUGAAACACAGAACCCAGAAGAUCCAAAACACCCUUCUGACACAAGACUAUUGUUACUCUUUUAAGCCUUUUCAAGAUCCAUCACUAUAAACCGUAGAGACUUAUUCCCAACCCUUUUUCACUGUGCAUCAGAAGGAACAAACCCUUCCCUGGAAGUGUUCAUUGUCCUGUAUUCAGACUGUCUCACCGUGAACGCUGUGAAACACUCCAUUCCACCAUUUAUCCAUCAGUUGUGGUAACCGAAUGAUGUAGCUGUGAGGUUGUGACCUAUUUCUCUUGUCUUGAACUGUCUUUGGCAUAGUCUGAUGCUGAGCUGAGUGUUUUUAAACAGUACCUCCUGCGUCAUAACGGAGGCCAGCAGUGUUAAUGGAGAAAGUGAUGUUGAUUAUUACUAUUUCCCUGGUUGGCAGCACUAUUGGGCUUCAUGAACUUAUAGGGAAAAGCCUUACAAUAUUGCAGCAGCAAAUUCUGCACAACACUCUCCCUGCCUUUGUCACGUCCAGAUACAUUAAAUAUAUCCUAUAUUCUGGGGUGAAAGUGGAUUUCAUUUCUUCCCGGUGCGGGGACUUCCUGUAUGUGUGCACGCACUUCAUUCUUUUUUUUAUGGGCCUAUUCAUAGAAUACAUAUAUAAUCCAUAUUCAUUUAAUAGGAUCUCUAUGGCCUAUUCAUAGUAUUACAUAUAUAAUCCCUAUUCAUUUAAUAGGAUCUCUAGGGGCCUAUUCAUAGAAUUACAUAUAUAAUCCCUAUUCAUUUAAAUAGGAUCUCUAUGGGCCUAUUCAUAGAAUUACAUAUAUAAUCCCUAUUCAUUUAAUAGGAUCUCUAUGGGCUUAUUCAUAGAAUUACAUAUAUAAUCCCUAUUCAUUUAAUAGGAUCUCUAUGGACCUAUUCAUAGAAUUACAUAUAUAAUCCAUAUUCAUUUAAUAGGAUCUCUAUGGACCUAUUCAUAGUAUUACAUAUAUAAUCCCUAUUCAUUUAAUAGGAUCUCUAUGGACCUAUUCAUAGAAUUACAUAUAUAAUCCCUAUUCAUUUAAUAGGAUCUCUAUGGACCUAUUCAUAGAAUACAUAUAUAAUCCCUAUUCAUUUAAUAGGAUCUCUAUGGGCCUAAUAGUCCAGAUUUGUUGUUUAACUUUUAAAAUGUAUUAGCCUACCUUUUAAUGUGGCAUAAACACAACCAGUCAUUAAGUUUUCAACUGAUUGUCAAACAAUUACUUCAACAGGUUAAUGUAGGCUACCUGUGCAUGUUACCCAGGGACGGCAGAACGAUUUUUUGACAGGGGUUGCGGUAAAAAAAAAUCAGAUUAUGACUUCCGACGUUUGUUAGGCUAUUUGUUAGUCAACUUGUCUGUAAUUAGAUACGUGCAUGUUGUCUUCUGUCAUUACUCGAUGCUCGUCUAGCAUACUAAAUAAAGCCUCGCUCACCAGAAUAAUGUCAUAAACCGAUCACUGCAUCAUCAACAAUA